Messenger RNA from Trichoderma virens Gv29-8, 558 nucleotides. RefSeq lists its product as uncharacterized. Bases 1 to 558 code for a protein of 185 amino acids. The transcript has a single exon. Lineage: Eukaryota; Fungi; Ascomycota; Sordariomycetes; Hypocreales; Hypocreaceae. The record is from RefSeq and is a predicted model, not a curated record. Gene Ontology annotation, molecular function: acyltransferase activity, transferring groups other than amino-acyl groups.
AUGACUGAAUCCUCCGGGACAAUUUUGAAAUUAAACAAAAGCAUCAUUCGACGCUAUCGCACAUCGGAUGCCGAAGCUAUAGUUGACGGCGCGGAUACACCCUUAGUUUCCGAAUACAUGACGGCAUCAUUUCCGAGCCCUUACACACUGGAAAAGGCCAGAGAAUGGAUCAAAAUUGCUGGUGAAGAAGGAAGUCUUCACUUUGCCAUAUGUACCAUUGAUAGCAAUCUUGUUAUUGGCGGCUGUGGAUUUCAGCAUCUCACAGGCGUGGAAUCUCGCACCAAGGUUAUUGGCUACUGGCUGUCGCCCAAGUACUGGGGCCAAGGUAUAAUGACGGAAGUUAUCACAUCAUUUAGUGAUUGGAUUUUUGGGCAGGUUCCAACACUACUGAAAUUAGAAGGGAGUGUGGUUGAAGAGAAUAGAGGCAGCAUAAAGGUUUUAGAGAGGGCAGGGUAUCAGCAUGAAGGAACUAGGCAUAUGGCCGUGUGUAAAAAUGGAAGGGUUAGCAACUGCAUGUUGUUUGGACUGACGAGAGAUCAAUGGGCGAAUGCCGCCUAG